CUGCCUGCUUCCCUUUCGCACUGCUGUGUUGGACCCAGACUAAAGGAGAUUGAGGGACUUCCAGAUAUUUCUUACCUGAAGCCAAGGCCCAGAUCCAGCCGCCACCAUGUCGAGCAAGCGUGCCAAGGGGAAGACCACCAAGAAGCGUCCUCAGAGGGCCACCUCCAACGUCUUCGCCAUGUUCGACCAGUCUCAGAUCCAGGAGUUCAAAGAGGCGUUCAACAUGAUUGACCAGAACAGAGACGGUUUCAUCGACAAGGAGGAUCUGCAUGACAUGCUGGCCUCUCUGGGUAAGAACCCCUCCGAUGAAUACCUGGAGGGGAUGAUGAGCGAAGCACCGGGGCCCAUCAACUUCACCAUGUUCCUCACCAUGUUUGGAGAGAGGCUCAACGGAACGGACCCCGAGGACGUCAUUCGCAACGCUUUCGCCUGCUUUGAUGAGGAAGGAUCUGGUGUGAUCCACGAGGACCAUCUGAGGGAGCUGCUGACCACCAUGGGCGACCGCUUCACAGACGAAGAUGUGGACGAGCUGUUCCGCGAGGCACCCAUUGACAAGAAGGGCAACUUCAACUACGCAGAGUUCACGCGCAUCCUCAAACACGGCGCCAAAGACAAGGAUGACGAGUAGAGGGAGACACCGACUUCCUUGGGGGCCCCCCCGCACACAUACUCUACCACAAAUCAACCCUUAGUUCCUACCUUUUUAUGUACCUUGUAGGUUUUAGAGAAACUGAAAGACACAUUAUCAAGUGUCCAUUGUGUUGAAGUUAUGGAGAUUUAAACAUGUGUAUUAAAGGUAGGAGCUUGGGAUUCAUUUGGGAUCCACGGAAAUAUAUAUCAUUGAUUACCAUGAAGAGGUGUAUUUGCAUCUCAUAGCUACAAGUCUGCUGCGGCUUCAUUGACUGCUGGUUGGAUGCAUCAUCACGUGUGUUUGCGCGGGGUGCUUUUGGACUGUAAGAUUCGGUGCCACAUACAGUACCAGCAAUGUUUACCUCUUACCUGCCAAUUAGCUACCGCACUGCAACAAGUCUCCAUACCUGUAAUAUUUGUAUUCCUGCGUUAAAAAUGGAUAAAAAGAAAUCUGAUCAUUCUGAUUGUGUUCAUUGAAAGUGGAGUGCUUCUGCUUAAGAAAACAAUGAGCGCUUUUAUACUGAAUUGUUUUUCCCAUCAGCUGGUUGUUGGUCCCAUCAGCGUGUACUUGAAGGAGCAGGCAAGUUUGUGUUGUUGAAGGAAUUCAGGCUUGAACUGUUGCUCAGGCAAAUAAAGUUUAUUCAUGUUGUUGAUCGGAA
Anarrhichthys ocellatus (wolf-eel) is the source of this 1289-nucleotide messenger RNA. RefSeq names its product myosin, light chain 9b, regulatory (gene myl9b). The record is from RefSeq and is a predicted model, not a curated record. Lineage: Eukaryota; Metazoa; Chordata; Actinopteri; Perciformes; Anarhichadidae. Bases 107 to 628 code for a protein of 173 amino acids. The transcript is spliced from 4 exons. Gene Ontology annotation, molecular function: calcium ion binding.